GGGGCAGGCAGUCGGGGAAGGAGGGGUCUUAAGGGGCGGCGAGCGCAGGUCGGAUUUCCUCCGAGGCUGCCGAUCGGCGGAGCUCCCACCUUCCCUUAGAGCUCGCCGCAGCCGCCCUGCCCCGCGCCCUCCGGAGACCGGGACCAGACCAUGAUGUGGACACGCUGGCUCGCGCUCGCGCUGGUGGCGGUCGCCUGGGUCCACGCCGAGGAAGAACUAAGAAGCAAAUCCAAGAUCUGUGCCAAUGUGUUUUGUGGAGCUGGCCGGGAAUGUGCAGUCACAGAGAAGGGAGAGCCCACCUGCCUCUGCAUUGAGCAAUGCAAACCUCACAAGAGGCCUGUGUGCGGCAGCAAUGGCAAGACCUACCUCAACCACUGUGAGUUACAUCGAGACGCCUGCCUCACUGGAUCCAAAAUCCAGGUUGAUUAUGAUGGACACUGCAAAGAGAAGAAAUCUGUAAGUCCAUCUGCCAGCCCAGUCGUUUGCUAUCAGUCCAACCGGGAUGAGCUCCGGCGUCGCAUCAUCCAGUGGCUGGAAGCAGAGAUCAUUCCAGAUGGCUGGUUCUCUAAAGGCAGCAACUACAGUGAAAUCCUAGACAAGUACUUUAAGAACGUUGAUAAUGGUGACUCUCGCUUGGACUCCAGUGAGUUACUGAAAUUUGUGGAGCAGAAUGAAACUGCCAUCAACAUCACUACUUAUGCCGACCAGGAGAACAACAAGCUGCUUAGAGGACUCUGUGUUGAUGCUCUCAUUGAACUGUCUGACGAAAAUGCUGACUGGAAACUCAGCUUCCAAGAGUUCCUCAAGUGCCUCAACCCGACCUUCAAUCCUCCAGAGAGGAAGUGUGCCCUGGAGGAUGAGACAUAUGCAGAUGGAGCAGAGACCGAGGUGGACUGUAACCGUUGUGUCUGUGCCUGUGGAAACUGGGUCUGCACAGCCAUGACCUGUGAUGGCAAGAAUCAGAAGGGGGCCCAGGCCCAGACAGAGGAGGAGAUGACCAGAUAUGUCCAGGAGCUCCAGAAGCACCAGGAAACAGCUGAAAAGACCAAAAAAGUGAGCACCAAAGAGAUCUAAAGAGGAGGCAUCUGGGAAGGGCGUCCAGAGCCUGGCACCUUCUUUCACUUCAGCGCUGAGUUCAGUAUAUCCAAGUGUCUGCUACAAUUGCCGAAUCACCAGUAUUUGCUUGUAUAGCAAUGAGUUUUAUUUUGUCUAUUUGUUUUGCAAAAGGAAAUGGGGGUGGCUGGCGAGGAGGGGAAGGGCCAUAGCCUUCAUUUCUAGGAGUGCUUUGAGAGAAACUAUAAAUGGUACUCAGGGGCUGGAGACAAGUAAGGAAACUGCAUCAGGGUUGGGAGAGGAGCAGAUCUGAACCACGGUCGGCCACGGCUAUAAACGUCCUGCAGGGAGUGCGAAUGAUGCCAGAGAGAACUUUGCAGGCUGCCCCAGAGGAGGGGUCUGGCAGAAGCCCAGUGGAGAGGAACACACUCUGCAUCCAGCCCUUCCUGUCGCCAUCAGCAUAAUAGAUGUCCAGCAUCUGUGCUUCUCAUGGUCCCAACCACUGCCUCUAGAUACACAGCCACCCUUCUCGUUACCCAGUGGUCCCUUAGGCUUGGAGUUUCUGGGAGGGUGCACACAAAUGAUGCAGAUACUUGUAUAACUUUGAGCCCCUUAGAGACCUAACCAAAUUUUUAAGAUACUUUUUACCAAAGGUGCUAUUUUUCUGUAAAACUUUUUUUGGCAAGUUGACUUCAUUCUUCAAUUAUUAUCAUUAUAUUAUUGUUGUGUUUUAAUAUUUUAUUUUCUUGACUAGAAACUGAGCUUUUGUAAUUAUUUUUCAGUAGUCCUGCCAUUUCAAAGGAGGGAGAGUUUGGGGUUCUUUUCUGGUGCAGGGACCACUAUAACCAAGACUCCACCCGCCCUGCCACAUACUAGAUGCAGCCCAGAGUUGUGUCCCCCUAGCUUCCAGUGGAUCAGCAGUCUGCCAGCAGGUGCCUCAAACAGAAGCCAGGGAAUACAAAGCAUCUCCAUACAAAGCUUUUUUUAAGAUCUAAAAAGCUAAUUUGUUUCCAUUUAUUAUGAUAAGUUCAUGCAAAUCAGUAUUCCAAAGAAUGGAGACAAGUGCAGCCAAGCAAGGCUUAGAUAUCUGUGCUUAGAUGUCAAUAUGUUUGUUGGUUCACCACUAGGAGAGUGAUUUGGCCCUAUCUCUUCCUAUUUCUGGGCCUCAGUCUCCUCAGUGAGCAAGUAGGAAUGCAUUAAUCUCAAUUUGAUAAAUUACAAAUUCUCUGGUUCUGAUCAUUGUUCCAGAAGGAUACAGUUCCUAUGGCUUUCCUUCUCCUUAGGAUAAAUGAAACCUUACUGUUGCAACAAAAGAGUCAGGUGGCCAAAAUCCAGAUGACCAAAUCUGACCUCAGUCUGCACGGCUGCACUGGUUGUGCGGUGAUGUAGUACCCUCUCGGGUAAUGUCUGCCCAGGAAGAGAAUGGGAAGGAGAACUACUCCACUUUGUUGAAACUUUUGCAUUCCAUCUUUAACCUUCUUGGAAACAGAAAUAGCUUUCCCUUUCAAGAUGAGGACAAAAGGUGGUUUCACCUUUUAAGAGGGGGGAGGGAAUGGAAAUUGAGUCUUAAAACUGUGAUUGGGGAGAAGACCAUUGUUCCUGUGUUUUGGACUCUGUGAUGAUUAAUCCCACUAUUUACCAUGUAUAAGAUGCAUUUGGAAUAACGAAGAUUAAAAACUUGACAAAAGCACUCAUCUUCAGAAAGCAGAUGGGAAAUUAUAUAGAUUGCACUGCAUGGGCAAUACUGAGAACGUUGUGCUGAAUGUGGAAUUGCCUCUAAACAAGUUUCCUUGUUCUCCUUUGAAAGGAGAGCAUUCUGUUUUGUUUAGAAUUCUGACCUUUUAGAUACAUCCCAUUUGAAAGCUCUCUUCGAGCCCUACUUGUGCACUCUGAAAUGCACCUCCCUGUCCAGUUGUCUUGGAGAGCUCCCACAGCACACCUUGAUCAAGUUUUGCCAGCUCUUGGACACAGAGGGCAGGUGUGCCAGUUUGUUUAAAGCUAGAAUCCAGAGUGUCUCCUCACCAGUUACAUUUAGGACAGUGGCUGCCAUUUAAGAUUACCCUACCCUGCACCACGGAAUUCCCAAGAGCAAAUCUGCAUUCCUCCUGUAAAUACGGACGCUAUUGUCUGCACCACAGAAUCACAUGAUCUGAUGACCAUUCAUGGAAAGCUGCUAAAUAGCCUAGUUUGGGGAGUCUUGCAUGGAGCUUUGUAUGGAGCAAAUAGGAUUAAAUCGGGUUCAGUUCCUCCAGCUCUCUACAAGCACAGGGCUUAGACUGCAAGCUUCCUUGGGCUUUCUCAAUGUGUAUAUGAUUUUAUUAAUAUAUUACAGUGUCUGUUAAGAUUCAGUGUUCAUGGAAACCUUCUCACAUGCCAUGACUCUGGACUCCAUCACUGUUUUGGGAAAGCAGGGCUUCUCCACCUGCUAAUAAGCCCAUGUGAACAAGUCUGAAUGUCUUUCCUUUACACUUAAGUUUUUAAUCAAAUGUCAAGCAGCAAUUUAAACAGGUUUCUGUUGCCUAUGUGUUUGUGAAAUGUAUUUGUAUUUAGUAGGCUUCCAUAUUGCAUUUAACUUGUUUUUGUAACUCCUCAUUCUUUUUUUCUUCCCUUUUUUUUGGAUACUAUUGAUAAAUAAAGAAAUUAAAAUAGUAA
Felis catus (domestic cat) is the source of this 3705-nucleotide messenger RNA. It is a transcript of the gene FSTL1, whose product is annotated as follistatin like 1. Bases 151 to 1074 code for a protein of 307 amino acids. Gene Ontology annotation, biological process: regulation of BMP signaling pathway; multicellular organism development; cell differentiation. The transcript has 11 exons. Gene Ontology annotation, molecular function: protein binding; calcium ion binding. Lineage: Eukaryota; Metazoa; Chordata; Mammalia; Carnivora; Felidae. The record is from RefSeq and is a predicted model, not a curated record.